This is a messenger RNA of Trichoderma reesei QM6a, 1701 nucleotides long. RefSeq lists its product as uncharacterized. The record is from RefSeq and is a predicted model, not a curated record. The transcript is spliced from 2 exons. Bases 1 to 1701 code for a protein of 566 amino acids. Lineage: Eukaryota; Fungi; Ascomycota; Sordariomycetes; Hypocreales; Hypocreaceae. Gene Ontology annotation, cellular component: cellular bud neck; plasma membrane.
AUGCCUGCGGUCGACGUUGCCAUGGUCCGGAGCCUUCGCGGCGGGAUAUGGGAGAAUAUAGUGGACAGUGUGGCAAGGAGCCUCACCGCUGAAGUCGUGAGAAGAGACAUCGUGGCCGAUGCCGGCGACAAAGUCUCUGAGAUCAAGCAGACCUUCUCCAGCUGGGAUGGUUGUAUGGCUCACCUCUACUGCAAGUGGCCUGCUAUUGCAAUCAUGGUUGUCGGCGGUCUUAUUCUCAUCAGCCUCAUCGUCUGCAUCGUUCGAUGCACUUGUCUUGGCAUGUCAUGCUGUUGUUCAUGCUGUUACUGCCUCAAAUGUUGCGGAAAUUGCUGCGGCUGUUGCGAUACUCCCGGUGGAAAGUCCCGCAAGCAUCUCGAUGAACCGUACAACCCCCAGCAAUCCGGCUACGGAGGUUAUCGCCAGGAGGCACCCAUGGCAGUUAACGUGCCGGCGCCUGCGCCAGUGCCCGCCUUUGCUCCGGCCGCGUCCCACGGGCCUCCGCAGUAUGCCGAGUUUGAUGUCUCCAAGCAGGAUGCUGACGCGCUCCCGGCUAUGCCAAGCUGGGAAUCUGCCAAUUCGAAGAAGAUUGUGCUCGAAGAGGAGGUCGAAAUGGACGAUUUGCCUCCCAAGAAAGAGCCUAUUCCUCAGCAAGCCCAGGCCAUAAACAGCCCCAGGUACGGCGGACCACAGCAGCAGCAGCGAGGCCCCCAGCAGCAGCAGGGCCCUAUGGGACGAAAUGACCCGUACAAUCGUCAACAGAACAACUCUCCCGGGUUUAGCAACCCUUACGGCCAGCAGCCCGCUAACCCAUACGGGGGUCAUGAUCAGGGUUAUGCUACCCACGACCAGGGCUAUGCUGCUCAAGAUCAGGCCUACGGUGCGCAGGGUCAAGGUUUUGGUGCCCAAGCGCAAGGUUACGGCGCUCACGAUCAAGGCUAUGGCGCCCACGAUCAGGUUUACGGUGCCCAUGAUCAAGGCUAUAACGCACAUGAUCAGGGCUACAACGCCAAUGCUUACGGUGCGCACGAGCAAGCCUAUGGAGGACAUGUCCAGGGUUACGGCGGACACGACCAAGCCUUUGGCGGACAUGAUCAAGGGCUUAACGGACAUCAGCAGGGCUAUGGCGCACAGGAUGUCAACUACAAUGGACACGACCAAGCCUACAAUAACCAUAUGGCGGAUGGAUAUGGCGCUCACCAACCCUACGACCAUGCAGCCCCUGCCGCAAGCCUGAUGAGUCCCGGACACCAGUCGCCCACCUCCAGCCAGAACGGAUUCGGCGUCCCGAGGCAGAUGACUCCAGGCCCGGCACACAUGCCCACUGCUCCGCAGGAGCUCGAUGGACACACCUCGCCUGAUUCCUACGGCGUGGAUCCGCUCAUGAGGAAGUCCCCAGGCCCGGGCCUCAACCAACGGACUUCGCCAGCUCCUCCCAAUGACUUUGCCAUUGCCCCUCAGAACAAGCCGGUGCCGUUCAGGACUUAUACUCCAGCACCUCCUAAGGCUCUGCAGGAACCCCCUCAGUCUCCCAUUGUCAACAACUCGGGGUUCGACUUUAGCUCGGGCUACUCUCGCCCUCAGCAUCAAGAGGGACCAAACUACGACCGUCGCCCGAGCGAGUCCCACGAGCGUGAGGACAAUGAGGGAUACCCCGGCUACAAGCCUUACAGCCCGUCACCACAGAACUGGAGCGGUGUUUAG